This is a messenger RNA of Thermothielavioides terrestris NRRL 8126, 1050 nucleotides long. RefSeq lists its product as uncharacterized. The transcript is spliced from 2 exons. Gene Ontology annotation, cellular component: post-spliceosomal complex; post-mRNA release spliceosomal complex; catalytic step 2 spliceosome. Gene Ontology annotation, biological process: mRNA 3'-splice site recognition; generation of catalytic spliceosome for second transesterification step. The record is from RefSeq and is a predicted model, not a curated record. Bases 158 to 895 code for a protein of 245 amino acids. Lineage: Eukaryota; Fungi; Ascomycota; Sordariomycetes; Sordariales; Chaetomiaceae.
CCGUGCGCAGUAAAGCAAGGCUGGCCUCGACGCUGUUGAACAUCGCCAACUCGCCCUGCUGCCUCGCCAGCACCCAGCCCGCUCGCGCGUUCUCCUCCUAUCCAUUACGCAAGAGAAUAUCUCCAACGGCCGAUAAGCAGCAUAAAAGUCAACCAAAAUGGCGCGCAACUCGGAGAAAGCGCAGUCGAUGCUCUUCCGCUUCCGCGAGGCGCAGGCGGCGGACCUGGGCAUCAUCGACGCGGGGCGGUCGCGGCGGCCGCGGGCGAUCACGGAGCAGGACAGCAUCCCGGCGUGCGAGCGGUGGCGCGGGCAGGUGCUCAAGGAGAUCUCGCGCAAGGUGUCGCGCAUCCAGGACCCGGCGCUGUCCGACUUCCAGGUGCGCGACCUCAACGACGAGAUCAACCGGCUCAUGCGCGAGAAGCACAUGUGGGAGGUGCAGAUCCGCAACCUCGGCGGGCCCAACUACAUGCGCGCCGGCGGCAAGGUCUACGACGAGGCCGGCCGGGAGAUCCCCGGCGGCGGCAAGGGGUACCGCUAUUUCGGCCGCGCGAGGGAGCUGCCCGGCGUGAAGGAGUUGUUUGAGGCGGCCGCCAAGGCGAGGGUCGAGGAGGAGAAGCCGCUCGAGGAAAGGGCGGAUCUGCGGAGGCAGGUCAAUGCGGCCUAUUACGGGUAUGCCCCCGGCGAGGAAGAUGACGAGCUGUUGGAGUAUGAGCGGGCGAGGGAGAAGAUGGCGUUUGAGGCGCUGGCGAAAGCCGGGCCGGCGGAAGCGCCGCCCGGGUGGGAGCCGCUGCCCGGGGACGUGGGCGACGGGCGGGUGUGGGAGCUGCCGACGCUGGACGAGGUGCAGCAGGAGCUGAUUGAGCGGAGGAGGCAGAGGUUGCUCGAUCAGUUAUAGCGGGGGGAUUUCUGGUUGUCUUUGUAGCAAUUUUCACGGGCUUGGUUCGGCGUUGACGGCGCAAUGGAGACAACGUUGGCGGGUUUGCCAAGUUACGGCUCGGAAUGCAUCAAUUUGCUGCCGCUUCCUCUGUCUUCGAAAAGGAUCUCCCGUGC